Molecule: messenger RNA, 2815 nt
Organism: Anastrepha obliqua
Lineage: Eukaryota; Metazoa; Arthropoda; Insecta; Diptera; Tephritidae
Product: feline leukemia virus subgroup C receptor-related protein 2
Exons: 11
Coding region: 661-2118 (485 amino acids)
Biological process (GO): heme export; transmembrane transport
Cellular component (GO): membrane
Molecular function (GO): heme binding; heme transmembrane transporter activity
Source: RefSeq, a predicted model, not a curated record
GCAGUUUUCCCAACUAAGCCAUAUUGAACAGUGCACACCAGUUGUAAAUAAAGCACAUUUCAAAUCAUGCAAGUAAGGCGCUGAGGCAAAAAUCCAUAAAUUGAUUUUUACUGGCACAGCAGCGCAGCAAAACUCAAGUUAUUUGCAUCCUUCCAAAAUAGUAAACAUAGCCGCGCUUAGGUUUGCACCCCACUGAAAGGUCCAAGCAGUGCAACGCCGUGAAGUUAAGGCAGCAGAACGGCCGUACACAGAACGAGGAACUUUUAACCAUACAUACAUACCAUAUGCACACAAGAAAAAACAUCAAGUGUUUAUCAUUGCUUAGCUCAAAUCAAUUCAGCUAGGGCUGUGAUGAAGUCUUCAGUGAAAUAGUAAGUGGUCGGCAAACAGUCUGAGUUUGAAACUGGUGCAGCUGCAACCUCACUAAUUACUGCGAGUAACUGACUAUUAGGGAAAAGAGCAAUAAAAACAUAUCUAUUUGAAAUUGCAAUACCACCGAGUAUACAUACCCGUCCGCACUUUGGCAAGAACACAUACAAACACUAUUAUGUAUAUAGAAACAGUAUAAAAAGAGGAAUUCUUGAUUAAAAUAGUGUUUGUUGGAUAUAACCACAACAGUAUCAACAGCAUAGCUAAGAAGAGGGUCUAAACAAGGGCGAAAUGACUACUAUCGAAACAGAUUUGCGGCCGACUAGGUUUACCGGAAGUGAAUAUUCAGUUGGACCGGGCACGGAUACAAUAAAAGUUGAAGAGAUCAAAGUUUACAAACGUCGUUGGGUCGUGUUGUUCCUAUUUGUGUUUUAUUCGGGCUCAAAUGCGGCACAAUGGAUCCAAUACAGUAUUAUCAACAAUAUUAUUGUGAAAUAUUAUGGCAUCAAUGACAAAUGGGUGGAUUGGACAUCAAUGGUAUACAUGAUUGUCUACAUACCGCUAAUUUUUCCGGGCAGUUGGUUCCUGGAUAAAAUGGGCUUACGCAUUACAGCGCUGGUGGGCAUCGUAGGCACAUGUAUGGGCUCAUGGAUUAAAGUCUUCUCUGUGCAACCGGAUCUCUUUUAUGUAACAUUUAUUGGUCAAACGAUUGUCGCUUUGUCCCAGGUCUGCGUUUUGUCGUUGCCGGCGCAAAUCGCCGCCGUUUGGUUUGGGCCGCAUCAGGUAUCAUCGGCCUGUAGUGUCGGAGUAUUUGGCAACCAGCUUGGCAUAGCCGUUGGUUUCGUGUUGCCUCCAAUUUUAGUACAAAACUCUGAUGAUCUAGAUGUGAUUGGCAGUGAUUUACUAUUUAUGUUUUACUGCUUCGCAGGCUUUACGACCAUUUUAAUGGUGUUGAUGAUACUUUUAUUUAAGGAUAAACCACCAACGCCGCCAAACCCAAAGCGUUCGUCCACAGCUCCAUCUGGAGGAGCUUCUGAAGUACCGUUCAUGCAAUCAUUGAAGAGGUUGCUGAUCAAUCGUAACUAUAUUCUACUUUUGAUAUCGUAUGGCAUGAAUGUUGGUGUUUUUUAUGCGAUAUCAACUCUACUGAAUCCGGUUGUACUGAAAUAUUAUCCUGGCCAUGAGGUUGACACUGGCCGCAUUGGCUUGUCUAUUGUGCUGGCGGGCAUGAUAGGAUCUGUUGCUAGCGGUGUUGUACUGGACCAGAUGCGAAAAUUUAAGGAAACCACAUUGGCUGUCUAUGCCUUUUCAAUGGUUGGCAUGUGGAUAUUUACAUUUACGUUGGAUACGGGGCAUAUUGCUGUGGUUUACGUGACGGCUGCGCUUUUGGGUUUCUUUAUGACUGGUUAUUUGCCAGUGGGCUUUGAAUUUGCCGCUGAACUGACAUAUCCGGAACCAGAGGGCACCUCUUCGGGACUUCUCAACGCAGCCGCCCAAGUUUUUGGUAUUGGAUUCACAUCCAUGUACUCAGAAGUAUUUUACACUUAUGGCGACAUUCCAGCUGAUGUGAUCAUGUCCAUUAUGUUGGUACUGGGCACAUUGAUUACAGGGUUCAUUAAACCAGAUCUGCGAAGGCAAAAAGCAAAUAAAGAGAAUGCACGGCCUGCGCUCACCGUUUCUGGCGGAUCAGAGCAGUCCACAAACGUGGCAGUCAUCACAUCUGGCAAAUUGGAUGGAGUUAACCUAUAGGAACGUAUUGAUUUCGUUUAAGCAUUGCAAACUUUAGCCGUUUUUUCUAUAAAGUUUUAAAGCUAGGUGUAAAGCUAGCUCGCAUUUUAAAGGAAUAACAAUGUUUUAUAGGUGUGAGAAGAUUGCAGCGCUUAAGCGAAAUCAAAGCUAUGCACUGCAUAGCUCAGGUGAUAAAAAAUAGUUAUUAUGUUUAUUUUAAUGUAUAUAUACAUAAAAUAUUAGGUUGAAUUCUCUAAUCGACGGUGUGUUGGGCGACAGCUAAACUGCUUAUUGGCAAUGCCUCGUCCUUGUUAUCACAUGGAAGUUACUAUUUCUAAUAGUGUUAUGUACAGUUUUGUGUAAAUAAGUAAGCACAUGUUAAAAAGUGUAUAAUAUAUAUUUAUAAAUUUUAAGUGCAAGUUGUUAAUUUAGUUUUAAAGAAAACAUACAAGUUUUAAAAACAUAUAUUAGUAGCAACAGAAAUACAAAAUAAGCUAAAGCAAUGUUUUUUGAAAACAUUAAUAAAAAUAUAUAUGUAUACACAAAAUGUAGAAUAAGAAGUAUGAGACUAUUGUUGUUGACGUAGAGAUUUAAUUAAUAACUAUACAUAUAUUCAUAGGUGCAUAUACAUACAUAGAAAUUAUUGUUAUUUGCAAUUAUAAACAAUAAUAAACACCACCAAGUGUCAAUAUUUAGAUAAACAAAAAAUAAAAGUUUG